Molecule: messenger RNA, 975 nt
Organism: Canariomyces notabilis
Lineage: Eukaryota; Fungi; Ascomycota; Sordariomycetes; Sordariales; Chaetomiaceae
Product: HET-domain-containing protein
Exons: 2
Coding region: 1-975 (324 amino acids)
Source: RefSeq, a predicted model, not a curated record
AUGCGACUACUCAACACAGAGAACCUUAAACUUGAGGUCAAAAGCGAUGGCACCCCGUACGCCAUUCUUUCCCACCGCUGGGAGGAGGAUGAGAUUCUGUUCCAGGAUCUCGCGAGUAACCAAGACGAAACCCGCAACCAGGCAAAGCAGAAACGAGGUUAUGUCAAGAUUGAGGGAGCAUGCCGCCAGGCUAGGAGGGACGGUUUUCAAUACAUAUGGGUUGAUACCUGCUGCAUCGACAAGUCAAGCAGCGCCGAGCUCUCCGAGGCCAUAAAUUCGAUGUACAGAUACUACCAGCAAGCAGAGGUGUGCUACGCUUAUCUAGCUGGGCUCCCCGAGCGUACAGAUCCAAUGAAUGACCUUGCGUUUGCCAAUCACGAGUGGUUUACCAGGGGCUGGACCCUUCAAGAGCUCAUUGCCCCAAAAGAAGUCCUCUUCUUCACCGAACGACGGGACUUCGACUGUCAGGUAAUCGACCUCGAACUCUCCGCCAACACCAACCGCACUGGCGACUGGAUAUUGUUAUGGAAGAAAUCCACAAUGUGCGAAAGGCUUUCGUCCAUCACCGGCAUCGAUGCCGGUGUUCUUGCCCACACGCGCAGUAUAGAGUCCAUCAGCAUUGCUGAACGCAUGUCAUGGGCCGCUCAGAGAGUAACUACCAGGGUAGAGGACCGUGCCUAUUGUCUUCUGGGACUAUUCGGCGUCAAUAUGCCCAUGCUUUACGGCGAGGGCGAGAAAGCGUUUAUCCGAUUGCAGGAGGAAAUCAUGAAAGAUACCAGCGAUGAAUCGCUCUUUGAAUGGAGAGACGAAAGCGCUGAUCCAAAGGCACUCACGGGGUUGCUUGCCACCUCUCCCAGCAUGUUCAAGGACUCUGGCGGCUUCUUCUCCUACUACGACUGGGAGCCGCGGGCUCCCUUUUUCAAGACCAAUCAAGGCAUACAAAUCACACUCCCUCCGCAGUACCUACUCCGAUGA